GUGGCGGAAAACCCGGAGAAAGGAGCACAUACAGAAGCUGCCUGCGCAAACUCACUGACACGACAGCGGCUGUGCUCUUCCACGUGGACCCUGUCAUUGACCAAAACACUCCGGUCUCCGUGGCAGCCGGGGAGCGCGCUUGUCGCCGCCGUUGCGCAGUGCAGACCCGGAGGCACGAGCAGGGCGGUGCGGGGCAGAGGUGCUCUCCAGAUGUGAACCUAUAAACGCUAACCUGCCGGAAUUGAAUCUCGUUGCUGUCCACACAACCACUAUGCAGACAGGUGUGUUCAUGGAGUCUCACCUGAGCGGGUUAGUCCUGUGUUUCCUGUCUCUGUUCCUUCUCAUAAGCGUGUCCCUGGCUGCACCAGGCCAACCUGGGUCACAAAGAGAGGCUUCAGAUGUUCAUUCCCCUUCCUCAGCGUUAGCCAAUCCCUUUGGCUCUGGAGAGGAAGACCGAAGGUUGCUGCAGAGCUUCAUACAAUCCACUCUGAAAGAUGGUGAAGGAGAUCAGAGACCAGAGAUCAGCACUUGGGAACAAGAGGUAUUCUUCCUGUUUCGUCUUUAUGACUAUGACCGCAGUGGGUUUUUGGAUGGCUUGGAGAUGAUGAAGCUACUUUUUGACUACAACUCCCAUCAUACACCUGGAGCACAAGCCAAUGAGCUGGUGGUGUCCAUGGUGGAUUUCUUACUCCAGACUCAGGAUCUAAACCAGGAUGGCCUUUUGGCCCCAUCAGAGCUGCUCUCUCCACCAUUACCUCACAAACAGGACUCCGGCAACAACAAUUCACCUCAUCAGGAGCAGGAUGUGAUGUUGGAGGAGAAGCACAGUAUUGAUCAGGAGAACACAGGAGCAGCGGAGCAUAAAGAGGAGCCUCAUGAAAAAAAUCUGCCUCAAGAGGAAAUAAAGAUAGAAGAAGAGGAACCUGUAAAGCAAGUAGAUGAACACAAUGGACAAGAAGUCCCAGCAGCAGAACAGGACCAGGACCAGGACCACGUAGUCCCUGUACAUCAGGGGCAGCCAGAGAUAUGAACACACAUCCUGCAGAAGACUGAGGACACUCUGACCUGAGAGGACUUUUUAAUCUGCAUCCCCACAAAUGGUCUUUCUCUGAAUCUGAUUUCUGAGAUUCUACCAUCCAUUUCAUUUGACCGUUAAACAUGUAGAUGGUUGAUAAAUGAAAAGAUGAAUCUAUGACCGCUACCGAUUGGUUUUAAUUAUUAAUGCAAAGACUUCUACAAUUGGAAAAGGAGGAAGUCUUGAAAUGCAAUAAUUUCCCUUUUAGUAAAACUGAAGCCAUCAUUAAUGGAGAUGAUUACUUUUGAGCAGUUUUCCUUCCCAAAGCAAACAAGAUGUUUAUCAUCUGAUUUAAAAUCAUUUGAAAAUUGUAAGAUGUGCUUAAUGUUGACUGUUUUAUUUGCUCCAAUUGUAUUUAUUUCCCUUAUUCUAUUCAAACCUGAGAAGAUGAUUUUUUAAGGAUGUUGUGUUUUUUUAUGGAGAGACAUUGUUUGCACUGUCACCGGCCUGCUUUCUGUAUCAUUGCAUCCAGUAUUGUUUUACUGGAUUGUGCAGUGAGAGUCUACCUGUGUCCUUCGUGUCCACCUCCUCAACUGUCAGUAGACAUGUACACUGUGAGUGUCCCACUUUUAGUUAAGGGUUUAAAUCCAGUUAUUGCACCAGGACUGCAUCUGGCCUGUUAUGUAGUUAAACUGGUCAUUUUUACAGUUUAGCCAUUGGAAUAAAUUACAGUCUUCCUUGAGAAUUUACUCAACCUACACAAUGAUUUAAUUCAUUUACUGAAUAAUAUCAUCUUAUUCAGAUUUUUUAAAAAUCUUUUAAUAUUAUGCUGUACUGUCCAUGUCUCAAUUCGUUUUGACACAUGUGUAUGUUCCAAUAAGCAUCAUAUUUGAAUGGGCCUGAAUGGGUUUCUCCUGCUUCAUGAGUUAUAGCCGUCAGUCUUUAUACUUCAGGCUCUAAAAUGUUGAUCUUUACAAUUAAGGACAUAGAGGCCAUGUUCAAAUAUCAUUAUAUGUAAUGUUUGACUAUUAAAAGUCAUUUUUGUUUAGCAUUUUUUUUUAAAACAAACAAACAAACAAACAUUUAUGCAUUUAUACAG
Thunnus maccoyii (southern bluefin tuna) is the source of this 2114-nucleotide messenger RNA. RefSeq names its product cell growth regulator with EF-hand domain 1 (gene cgref1). NCBI's taxonomy places the organism in Eukaryota, Metazoa, Chordata, Actinopteri, Scombriformes, Scombridae. The record is from RefSeq and is a predicted model, not a curated record. Bases 272 to 1030 code for a protein of 252 amino acids. Gene Ontology annotation, molecular function: calcium ion binding. The transcript is spliced from 7 exons.